AUGAAUUACAUUAUAGGAAUGUCUGUCACAUAGAAACAUCAAAUUUCUAUAUAAGAAAAUCUAGCUUAUGCAGCAGGUUCAAUUGUUGUAUAUUACUCAUACAAAGAAAAUUAAUAAGAGAAAUAUUUGAUUGGAAAAGCAUAAGUACAUGCCAUCCUUAUAUCAAGAGAUGGUACACAUGUAUUCACAGGAGAGUAAGCAACUAAGAAUCCUGCAGUUAAUAUAUUUAAAUUGACUGAUGAACGCGAGAUUAAUAUUAGUUAGUAAUUGAAGGGACAUAAAUUUGGAAUCACUUAAAUAGUAGAAUCACCAGCUAAACCUUAUUUAGUGUCUUUAGGUUCUGAACCUGAUAAAGGUUUAUUUGUUUGGGAUUGGAGUUAAGGUAUUAAAUUAACAGUGAAUAAAUUAUCCAAACCUGUAAAUACAAUACGAUUUAAUGAUAAUGGAAGACUUUUAAUAAGUGCAGGAUAAGGACAUUUGAAAUAUUGGUAAUUUAAAAAUGAUGGAAGUAUAAUAGCAUAUGAUAAUAUGAUGGAUCCAAAACCUUUUUUAUUGAAUGAACAAUUCAUGCAUAAGAACUUUAUUGAUAUUCAUGUUACACAAUAUUCAGUUUUUGCAUUAACAUUUGAUUCUUUAAUAACUGUAUUUUCUUUGUAAACUAAAUAAUUUGAAAAAUGGAUGGAUCUUAAAGCUACUAAUUCUUAUUCAUUAACUAGUCAUUCAAAUUAUUUAAUUACAGGUUGUUCUGAUGCUAUUAUAAGAAUAUUUAAUUUAAAUAUGUAACAUAUUGUAACACUCUCAAAACCUCCUAAUCUUGGAAAUUACAAUAUUGAAAAAGGAAUUACAAAACUUAAAGUUUAAGGUGAUUAAUUUGCAGAUUGUUUAGCAGUUUAAAUCUAUUAAAAUUAUUUAGUUGCUGCUUAUAGUGAUAGAACAAUGUUUUUAUGGGAUAUUGGUAAUUUUGAAAAGAUUGUUGUAAAACGUUCAUUUCUUAAUCAUAGUGCUAGUAUUAAUGAUCUAUAAAUAAUGACUUAAUAAUCAUCAAUAGAAGCCACAUUCUUUGUUACAGCCUCUUCUGAUUAAACUUUAAGAGUGUGGCAUAUUUAUGAAUAAUAACCUUUAGGAUUAAGAAGAAAUGCUUAUUGUAAAUAUCUAUCAAAAAUAAUUUAUAUUGGUGAUUAAUAUUAACAUUUUAAAGCAAAUCAAUAAGCAUAAUUAUAAAUUAGAUGUGUAAGAGUUUCUAAAGAUGGAAAUUAUCUUGCAUGUGGAGAUUCAGCUGGAAUUUUAAGAAUAUUUUCUACUUAAACAUUUACAUUAUAUAAAUAAAUAUAAGCUCAUGAUCAAGAUAUUAUGACUUUAGAUUUUUCAGAAUAUAUAGAUUUACUUGCUACUGGAUCAAGAGAUCGUAUAAUUAAUAUUUAUGAUGAUUAAUUCUAAAAAAUAGGAUCAUUAGAAGAACAUACAAGUUCAGUUACUUGUGUUAAAUUUAGUAAGAAUAAAUUAAUCAGUUGUGGAUUAGAUAAAGCAAUUAUUUUUAGAGAAUUUAAUGGAUAAAAAUUUAAAAUAUAUCAUCAAGAAUAAAUUUCUAAAAUAUAUUCAAUGGAUGUAAGUUUUAAUAAUUUGUAUAUUUGUUUAGAAAAGAAAAUAUCAAUCUAUGAUAUUCCUACUGGUAAAUUAAAAUAAUCUUUUGAAACAGAUGCAAAUUCUAAAAUCUUACUUUAUAGUAAAGAUGAUUAGAAUUGUCUUCAAAUUGCUACAUAUUCUGAUAAAAAUAUAAAAAUUUACAAUAACAAAUUUGAAUUAAUUUAAAAAUUUUAGCAUGAUUAACUUACUUCAAUGGGAUUUGCUAUGGAUAAUAAACAUUUUAUUACUGCUGGUCAUGAAGGUUGUAUAAUUAUUUGGAAAUUAAAUAAAGUAUUUAAAAAGAAAUAAUUGGGUUUAAUUGGAAAGAAAUUGAAAUAAGUAUUUGCUUAAUAAGAUCUAAAGAGUUCAAAAGAAUGGACUAUUAAUAGUUUAUGGAUUGAAGAUGAAUUAAGAGGUUUUCUUAAUAAUAAUAAAUAAUAAUAAUAAUAAUAAUAACAAUAACAAAAUUAAAAAUAAGAAGAAGAACAAGUAGAAUUGUUUAAAUUUGAAUCAGAUAAUGAAAUGGAUCCAAAAUCAUCUAAAUAAAUUGAAAAUGCUCUAUCUCCUUUAGGAAAUUCAUAAUUCAAUUAUAAAGAUCAAAAAUUUGAUAAAGAUGAUAUAAAAACUAUUUAAAAUCAAUUGUUAAUUGUAUAAAAUAAUCUUAAUAAAGUUAAUGAAAAAUAAUAAAAUAAAUAUUAGAUUCAUAAUAAUUAAGAAACUAUUUAAGAAGUAAAUCAACUUGAAGAAUAGAGUUAAUUAAAUUUCUUUUAUGAGAAAUCACAAUAUUAAUAAACAUCUAGAAGUCAAAGUGUUGAUAGUCAAAUAUUAAAAAAAAGAACUAGAGAGGAAAUUAAAUAAGAUAAAUUAAAAUAACUUAAUAAAAAACAUGAUAUGUUAUAAUAAAAUUUGAUUACUCAAGAAAGUUAAGUUGAUUAAACUUAAAGAGAUACAACAGGAUUAGAAACAAAGAUAAUAGAAUAAGAUACAUAAAUAAUAAAUAGUUAAUUACAUUCUAAUCUUAAUUUUUAUGCUGAUUAUUAAUAACAAUAAAAUAAAUAAUUUAUACCUACUGAAGCUAGUUUAUAAAUUAAUAAUGCUACUUAAACAUAAGAACAUAUCAAAUAAAUAAUUGGUCCCAUUUCAAAGGAUUCUAUUAAUUUGAAUAAUUCUUAUGCCUAUGAUUAACAUUAUCAUCAAUAAUUAGUUGAUCCAACUUAAUAAUAAGUAAUUAUUUCUUUAUCAUAUAUAGAUCUUUUAAUAAACUAAUUUGGCUAGAUGUCAUAUUAGAUAAAUUCAAGUGGAAUUGCUAGAUUUAACAAACCUAUUGAAUUAAAUAAAAGAUUAAUAGGUUAAAGAAAAUGUAUUAAGAGAAAUAGAUGAUGAUUUGAAUAAUUUAUAAAAGUCUAUAUAAUUAAUUAGAAAAUAAGAAUAAUAAGAACAAUAAACAAAUAGAAUAAUGGAACAAUCAUAAGCAUAACUAAGUGAAGAAGAUAUAAGUAUAUAUUUAUUAUUAUUAUUAAUAGAAAAGAUAGUAAUAAAUUGCAGUAAAGAAAUGUUUGAAAACUACUCAAAAGUUUUAUUUGAAUAAAUUAAAGGAAAGAAUAUAUGA
Paramecium primaurelia is the source of this 3232-nucleotide messenger RNA. Lineage: Eukaryota; Ciliophora; Oligohymenophorea; Peniculida; Parameciidae. The record is from the annotation of a GenBank genome assembly.